AUGGAGGAGAACGUGGGCAUCAAGGAGCCCAUCCUCACUCCGGUCGAUGGUGUCUACGUGUGGACGACGACGGUGAUUCCACCAAGCAGAGAGGGCGAGUACAGCCCCGCGAACGUGGAGGUCGCUAUCCGUCCCACGCUCGGCUACGUCAAGUUGGCCGCAGCUCGGCCAGAGAUCAAAGCGUCUCCACGCCGCGUGCUACUUCGCACCGUUGAGGCGCCCGUGCCGACCAGCAGCAGGAGCGAGAGCCUGAUCAUCCACCUCGACGAGCUGCGCGUGCAGAGGCGAGCUCAGGUGCCGCCGGCGGCCACGGACCGGGAGGUGUGGGUGGACCCGCUGCCGGAGGAAAUCGACAUGGAUGACUGGAGAGAAGUGUACGGCACGGUCGAGGAGGUGUACCGCGUCCCGGACCCGCGAACGGGGGCACCCGGCGACCAGGGUUACAUUCUGUUCGAGGCGCACGAGUCCGCCGCCAGGUGCGUGGAGAGCGGCACGGGCGUCUGCGCGCUGGUGCCGGAGCUGGGGCGCAACAUCGGCACAAGCAUCGCCGUCUGGGCCGCGCGUGGCGACACAGCCGUCCGUCCGGUGUGCACCUGCGAGCCCACCCUACAGCGCCCCGACCUGAGCUGUGACUGCUCGGGGCCGCGGGCUGGCGCCGAGGCGGGCCCCUCCACCGCCGGGCUGGUGACCUGCGUGGUGGGUGCGGCCCUCGCUGGCGCCCUCGCCGGCGCUGCGGGCGGCUGGGAGGCUCUCAUCCACGAGCACAUCGUCGUGGCCUUGAACCCUGCCGCCCCCGGCGCCGCCUCGAUCAUCACGGUGGAUGGCGACGAGAUCGACGAGCAGCUCCGCAGCACGGCGGACGUGCGCCACUGGGACGUGCUGCCAGGGGCCGCGCUCGGGGGCCAGGCCGGCGGCGCCGCCGGAGGCGCGCCCGCGCCGGCCCCAGCCGCUGCCGCGGCGGCAGCCGCCAGCGCCCCUGCCGCCCCCGGGGCUGAGGGGGCUCUCGUGGCACCUGCCGGCCCCGCCGCGCGGCCCGUGGUGAUGACCGUGCCGGGGGCUGCCGCGGCCCCCACCGCUGGCCCCCUCGCUGAGGGGCCCGCGCCCGCGGGCCUGAGGGCGGGGCCGCCACCCGCCAGCCCCGGCGGCGACGCCCACAUCUCCGCCAUCGUGAGGGAUGUACGAGGUGGCUUGCACGCGGAUUUCCGCAUCAUGGUGGUGCUGAUGGUCGGGCUUCCAGGGCCUGAGCGGACAGCGCGCGGGCCUCGCACGCUGCUGAGGGCGACGCGGUAUAUGGCGCACCGGUCGGUGACUCCGACGGCUCAUCACCAGCAGCGGCUGGCAAAGAUGGGGCUCGGCCUAGAGUCCCACGGCGUGGAAAUCUACCAGAUCGGGUGCAUGGUCAUUGAGUCGGCCGUCGCCUGCGACGCGGUGCACGUCGCGAACUUGGGGCACCUGGAGCUCGCGGCUCGUUCGGCGCAGGCGCAGAAGGAGCUGCGGCGGGAGAUGGCAGCGGCGAAGGAGCGGAGGAAGGCGCGCGUGGAGCACGCCCUCGCCGGUGGCGUGCCAGCGCACGCCUUGAAUUACCUCUACGGCGACCAGUCCUCGCCCGCGCCGACGCUGUCUGCCGGGCAGCGCUGCGCCGCCGCUCGCAUCUGGGGCUCGAUCGUCGCCCUCGGCCCUGAGCCGGAGGCGUGCCGUGACGACGUCUCAGACCCCAACGGGGCCCUCCAGGACCUCGUGGGCACCAUCGGUAGAGUCGCCGAAAAGUGGGGGUACAAGGUCGAGGGCGAGGCUCAAGCAAGGAGUAGGACGGUCGGGCUCGACCUCGGCGUUUCGUCCGCGCCGCUCGGGGACGUCGUCGCCGAUCUCGGGGAUGGCGCUCGUGCGCCUGGUGAUGGGAUCGAUGACUACUCGUCGUUCGCGGAGGUUCAGGGCGGGGCCCGCGUGGGCCCGUUGGAGCUGCAGUCGCCAGGGCCUCUCGGCGAUUCCGAAAAGUCGAUCCUGGACAUGCGACCUGCCGUGGACUUCGAUGAGGCGGGCUGGUGGCGCAUGCGGCUGCUCGUGUCGCUGCUGACUUUGUCCCAGAUCGUCGUGUACGGCGCCGGGCGCCGCUUGGAUUGGACGAGCCAUGCGAGCCUGGACCAGGCGCUGGUGGAGUUCAUGGACAACGAGUUCCUCAUCGGCACCGUCGGCAACCAGGGGAACGGUCUCUUGGCGGCGGUGGUGCACCUCUUCGGGUCCUUCCGCAUGCGGACCCGCGUGCCGCUGGCAAAAGCUCCUCGAGCCGCAGCGGCAUGGUCGCGGCGCGCUCGGGCCUUGCCCCGAUGGCUGCUGCCGCGCCACGUGGCGCCCGCCUGGGUCGGCCUCCUGAUCCACGACGGCCCUCCCGGGCUGGCCCGCUGCAUCCUCGUCGCGUUCGCCUCGUACCUCAGGCACGGGGAGGCGGCGAAGCUAUGCAGUCGCCACCUCGUUGCGCUGUCCGAGGCGGCGGGCCCAGGCCACCAGUUCUCCGGGCUGCUCCUGCGCGAGGGCGGAGAGGGGCCAGGCAAGCCGGGCGUGAGCGACGAGUUGUCCACUACGCCCUCGGCGCCGCUGUGGGGACAGGAGAUGAGUCGCCUCGGCACGUUGUUCAGCCUCGCGGGUCGGCCGCUGUCGCUGGAUCGCCUUCGCCCCCACCUGUGCAGCCUGCGCCAUGGGGCAGCCUCGAACGACAUGCUCUCCCAGUGGCGUCUGCUGGCCGAGACUCAGCGGCGAUGGCGUUGGCGGACUACCAAGAGCUUGAACCGCUACACCAGGGAGACCAAGCUCCUGGACGGGAUCUCCUUGUUCCCGCCAGAGGUCAUGGAGCUCGGGGCCUUUGUCGAGAGCGGCCUCGUGGCGCGGGUCAGCGGCCGCCUGCCCGGCUGGCCGGCGACUGGCCUCGUCCCGGCCGUCGUCGCAGCCUUGCGCAAGGCGCCGGCGCCCACCUCCCAGCGCGGCCGCUCGAGAGGGCGGGCGGCCCUCAGGCCACCAGCGGCAGACUGGGCACCCCAUGCGCCAGUUGGACGCGCGCCUUGCGGCGCCCGCUCAGAUCUGACAGCCAUCCGCUUGGGCUACCCUGCCUCUCAGUGGCAGAGCAGGCCCGAGUGGCUGCCGGUGCACGAGGACAUCCGGGACCGCCGGAGCCGCCGCCUGGACAGCUCGCCGCGGCGAUUCUGCGAGUCCGAGCGGGCGAUCACCAGCAUUCCAGCCUACCGCGCCAAGUACGGCGUGGAGUCCGCGUACCCCGUCAGCGUCGUGGCGCGCCUUCAGGGCAGGCGCGCCCAGCUGCAGCAGGAUCGGCCCCCCGGCGAAGCUACGGUCAGAGAGUGUAGGAAACAGUGGCAGAAAACCCUGUCGCUGUCAGGGGUGCAGGUUCUUAGCGUCAAGAGGCCUCUGCGGAGGUGCCCCGGAGUUCUGCAGGCGUGCACGGCGGAGGGACACAACGGCUACUCCAGGCUUUCCCUCUGCCGACCCCGCGCGACCGGGGUGCCGUCGUGCAUCUCGGGGACGGGCGCCGGGACGUGCGCGCACGUGCGCUCUCGCGGGUUCCGAGGCGGAGCCUCGCGCGAGCGCUCGUGGCGCGAGGGCGACCUCGCGAAGGCCGCGAAGGGAAGCGUCCUCCAGGCGCCGGGCGCCGCGCGGCCGCAGGCAGGCCUCCGCGGCCCACCGGCGGACGCCGGGGCAAAGGCGCGCGCCCACCGCCGCGCCCGCCGCGGCCGCACGGCCAGGGUCGAGGCUCGUGGGAGCACGUGUAUCGCGGGGGCGCUAGUGGCUUCGGCGGCUGGUGUGCUCAGCGACAAAUGGUAUCACACCGCGUUCGUGGCGUGCUCCGUGGAGGUGCGUCAGGGCGUGCCCGGCCCCGGCCGGGCGAACUUCGGCAUCCGCAGGGUUCCAUUACCGCUGUAUCCAGUGUGGCCGGCGCUGCGCCGGGACCGUGCGAGAGAUGCGAAGCUGCAGGCGCAGCUGGGGAGUGCAGCGUGGCAGACUAAGGCGUUGCAUGCCCGGGUCCUCUCGGAGAGUGCGACGUGGACGCGCCUGGAGCCAGCGGGCGGUCGACGCCGCGGGCGACGGCAGCACCAGCGCCGUGCAUGUAACCAGAGGGACCUGGGGCAAGAGGAGGAGCUGCGAGGUGGCACUCUCAACGUGCGGGGCCUCGACUGGACGCGAGUGGCUGCCUUCGAGAAGUGGAAGGAGGUCAUCUUGGGCGCCCGCAGAGCUCUGUGGGACUGCGUGGGCCAUUCAGACAUGCAUUCUCCAGAGCCAGCAGUCGUUUGUGUGGAAGAGUUCGUCGCGGUGUCUGGCUUGCGCAGUGCAGUUUUGCUCAACAGGACUUGCGCGAAGGCUAUCCGGGCAUACACGGACCACAUAGCCAAGGAGAUCCGGCUCCGCAUUGCCGAACCUCGCGGCAGUCGUUCCUUCGAGCGGGAGACCGCAGACUGCAAGCCCCCGAUCCGGAUUGGUCUUAUGAAGGGGCUGUCUCCGAGCGCCGUGGCCCGCCGCGCAGAGUUUGGGGGUCGUGUUCGGACAGCGGCCGAAGCUUUGCCACCGCUGUCUCGUUCGUGGGAGUGCCUGUCCCGGUGCCUCGUGGAGGCGGCGGAGACCGUGGUGGGCAGAGGGCGACCACCCAAGUUCGGUGGCCGCAGCCGGGAGGCAGCUACAGACCGAGAGGCGCUGAUCGCUUCGUUGGAGACAGUGCGAUCAGCCCAAGGAUCGCCCAGGGAAGAGGCAGCGCGCGCCAGACACAGAGCGCUCAACCGACAGGUUCGCGCCAAGCACCGACGCUGGACAUGGGAACGUAUCGAGGACACCGUGAAGACUUUGUCCGCCGCGGCGGCGUGCGACGACACGGGCAAGCUCUUCUCCACGAUCAGAGUGCUGCGCAAACAGCUGGCCAAGCAGAGCAGGGAAGGGCAGGAACCGUACGCGCUGGAACAGGCUCGUAAGCACAUGCUGGGCAUCGCGGGAGCGCCGAACACGGUUCCGGAGGCGCUGUUCGCAAGUUUCCCGCCCCCUCGCCCAGUUGCGAGCGCCCUUGGGGGAGCUCCUUCUCGCCGGGAGGUAGACGCCAACAUCGCCAAGAUGAAGGGCAGCGCUGGCGGCAAGGACGAGGUCCGAAUCGAGAUGGUGAAGGGCGCUCCACACAUUUUCCGGGAUGUGCUAGCGGAGUUGAUUCAGAAGAUGUGGAUAACAGACCCAGCAUUGUGGGAGCAUCAGUGCGUCGAGGCUCUUGUCAAAUUGCUGUACAAACGCAGAGGAGACAAGAAGGGCCUCAACAACUGGCGCGGCAUAUGCCUGCUCUCGAUAUGCUCGCGCAUGGUGGCGCGCAUAGUGGCUUCCAGGCUCACGGCGUGGAGCGAGUGGGAGAACCUCAUUUUGCCUGAGCAGUACGGCUUCCGGCCCAACAGGCGAACGCUCGACGUCCUGUUCGCAGCUCGCCUGCUGGUCGAGAUGGCCAGUCGCACUCUGUCCCCCGAGCCUGCGGAGAGGGUCGCGCUCGUCUUCCUGGACCUCAUCAAGGCGUACCCGAAUACCCCUCGCAAUGCGCGUUGGGCAGUGCUGGACAAUAUGGGCGUCCAUCCAGCGAUGCUGCGCGUCAUCCGCGGACUACGCGAAACGACGAGCUGCCGGGUGGAUGGAGCGCAAGGGCGGUCGGAGACGUACAAGCUGCAGCGGGGGCUGAGAGAGGGGUGCCCGUCAUCCUGCAUAAUCCUCAAUCUAUACCACAGCUGGGUCAUCUCGCAGGUGCAGGCUCGCAUUCGUUCCGAACUCGGACCCAAGGCGGGGGUGGCCGUGCAGUCCAUGGGUGAGCAAUGUGUGUCGCAAUCGCUGCGGACAGCUGUGGGGUCCGCGCGCAGGCGCCUCCUCCGCGAGGUGCCGACGUCUCUGCAUCUUUCUCGGCUGCUUACGCUCCUCUUUGCAGAUGACGCAACGAUGCUCUCUCGGGAAGCCCAGAGAGACGACAUCGAGAGACUCGCGAUAGAGGUCAUGCGCGACUGGGGCGAGACAGCCCACCCGGGCAAGACAGAAAGGCUCCGCUUGGGUCACCCGACCGAGGAUCCCGUGGCCGACCCCGAUGUGGAGUUCAAGACGGCAGUGCGGCUCCUGGGGGGAUGGUUCGAAGCUACCAGCGGGCUGGGUGUGGACGCGCAGGGUGUGUGCCUGAGCAAGGGGGCCGGUAUCUCGAACAUGCGGGGUCAGCGCAACAUGGCGGAUUUGCGGGCCGAGUGCGGUCUGCACCCCGUCGGCGCAGUGAUCAAGAAGCGGCAGCUACUGUAUUGGGGGCACGUGGCCCGACAGCCUCAUUCCCGAUUCGAGAAGCAGCUCCUUAACGGUUGGCUGGUCCUAGAGGAAAAUCGCACGGCGCCAGCGACCAGCUGGGGCAACCGCUCUUUCCGGGCGUACCUGGAAACGGUGGUGGGGGAGCUGAGCGAGUGCGAUGCGAGGCCGUGGCAGAUCGUCGCCAACGAGUCUGUGCGUGCGCACGGAGACACUUGGAAGCAGCUCGUCGCCAGAUGGUUCACUGACGCCAUCGCGGCUGACCGGGUCACGUCCUACGGGCACCAGCCGCAGGCAGGGCGCAAUCCUCCCCCUCCGCCUCCGCUAGUCGACCCAGGGUCGCCGCCCAGGUUCUCAGCAGCUGGUCGCCGAUUGAAGAAAUGCCACGACUGCGAGGGGUGCUUCGGCAACCUGCCGUUGCACGUGCUCGGUUGCCCUGCGCGCGCAGUUCCAGGCGCCAAUAGACCCAGUCGCGCCCGCGGGCGGCAGGCGGGCCAGGCACCCGUUGCCGGGCUUGAGAACUGCCACCAGUGCGGCAAGCUGUUGGCCGUGAACCCGGGGGCGCGGGCCGGGCACGAGAAGAUGUGCAGUGCAGCUGCGGCCAAGAAUGUAUAUGAUAUCCAUAUGGAGGGAGUCCGUGAUCGCCGUCGGCGGCGCUUCCCUGCGGCGGAGGUGGCCCAGUGGUCUUGUGGUCCGUGCACGUCCUGCGGUCUUUUCUGGCCAGGCGACAAAGUGCUCCGGCAGCAUCAGGCCAUGUCUGGCGAAACGUCAGGCGGCUGGCCUCCAGAUGCCGUGGCGCUGCCGCUGCCAAUCCUGCUCUGCUUCCUGGCCUUGUUCUUCUCCGCUUACAAGGUCGUCUACACCUACAUGGUCCUCCUGCUCGCCUACCAGAUCGCCUACUCCUACGUGACCUUCCUCUUCGCCUACCGGGCCGUCUUCACCUUCCUGGCCCUCGUCUUCGCCGACCAGGUCGUCGACUCCUCCCUGGCCUUGUUCUCUGCGUACCGGCCAGGUCGGGCGGUGCGGUGCUGGCCUGGCCACGGGUGCUUUUCAGCGACGCUCCAUCGUGCUGGCUGUGGGCGGUGGUGGGACCAGGGCGACCAGCGCCUGGUCUUCGAGCGCCCCGCGCAGCUUUUCUGCCUUGAGCACGGUAUCCAGCCUGACGGCCAGAUGCCCUCUGAUAAGACGAUCGGAGGCGGCGACGAUGCCUUCAACCCGUGCUUCUCCUCGGCUGGCGCCGGCAAGCACGUUCCCCGGAGUGUGAUGGUCGACCUGGAGCCCACUGUGGUCGAUGAAGUACGCGCGGGGCGCUACACCAUCGGCAAAGAGAUCGUCGACCUCGUGCUGGAUCGGAUCAGGAAGUUGGCCGACAACUGCACUGGCCUCCAGGGCUUCAUGAUCUGCACCGGCUCCGGGCUCGGCUGCCUGAUGCUGGAGCGCUUGUUUGUGGACUACGGGAAGAAGACGAAGGUCUCUUUCACCGUGUGGGCGUGCCCGCAGGUCGCCACGGCAGUGGUUGAGCCCUACAACGCUGUGCUUUGCGUGCACUCCUUCCUGGAGCACACAGAUGUCACCAUCAUGUAUGACAACGGCAUGGCAUGGCAGAGGCUGGUGGAGGUGACGGACAGUUGCGGCCCGACCCGCUGCUUGCAGCGACACCUAGAGGCAAUGGGCUUCCACAGGGGCACCCACGCGGGCGAUUGGAAGCAUGGCGAGAGGCACUUGCGCAUCGACGACCGCAGGGGCAGAGCGGCGCACGUGCUCCGCGAGGCCUGGCGGCAGGAGCGCUGGGGCGCCUUCAAGGCCCAAGGGGCGACGAGACGUGACAGCAGAUUAGCUGUGGAGGAAGGCGUCGCCUUCGAUGAAAGAGCCUUCCACGUCGCGACGGAAGUGCUGCAGUCAGGCGCGCUUGGCAGCCAUGCGCUGGCCGUGCUCACCGGGGCCAUGUGGAGCGAUGCCAGGCUGGAUGUGGCGAUGGGCAGAGAGCCGCGCCCGUGCAGCGAUUGCCCGAGCGGCGAGGUGCCAGACGUGGUCCACCAUUGGUGGCGCUGCGACAGGUGGGCCGGCAGGAGGAGAGGUAUUGCCACGCCGCGGAGCGCGCUGGCCAGACGGAUGGGGUGGCCAGAGGAGGCGCUCCAGGGCGCAGACGCCCGCCGGGCAUGGCGGAAGCAGCUCGAGUACAUGGCUGGCGUGCGCCAGAGCCUCGUCGAGGCCAGUUUCGCUGGCUUGGUUUUCCCCAUGUAUGACAACGAGGCAUUGUGCGAUAUAUGCCGCCGCAAUCUUGUCAUCGAGCGCCCUACUUACGCCAGCCUGAACAGGCUGCUGGCGCAGAUCAUCUCCUCGCUGACAGCGUCGUUGCGCUUCGAUGGUGCUCUGAACGUUGACAUCGCCGAGUUCCAGACGAACUUGGUGCCCUACCCACGUAUCAUGCUCUCCAGCUAUGCACCCGUGAUCUCUGCGGAGAAGGCGUGCCGUGAACAGCUGUCAGUGGCGGGGAUCACCAUGUCCGUCUUCGAGCCCGCAUCCAUGUUCGUGAAGUGCGACCCUCGCCAUGGCAAGUAUAUGGCAUGCUGUGUGAUCCUGGCCGAAAAGUCGGCGGCGGAGGGCAUCGAGGCCAAGGAGGUAGAGGGGGCCUCCAGCAGACGCAAGUGUGCCGUGACGGCGGUCCGUGGCAGCCGACCCAGGGAGUGUAGAUUGCGGAGUCUUCAGAUCGAGCGUGAGGUUCGUGAAGCUCGUGGGCGCGAUGCUGACGAGGAUCUGCGAGUCAGGAACGUCACGAUCGCGACGUGGCACGUGUGCCGGCUGCCAGUUGGCGAGGAUGCUCAGAAGAGGUUCUUCGAGGUGAUUGCCCUCGCGGAGAGCCAGAAGGCAGCCAUCUGGAUGAACGACUCGUGGGCCAGUGAGUGGGAGAGCAACGGCAGCAAGUACCAGGCGAGCCAGCGGGUGCUCUGGGCCGACUUCCCCAACUUGCGCCUCGUUGCUGUCUACCACCCCUUGUGGAAGGAUCGCCGGGCGCUUCGCGACGGGGUUCGUUGGGGGCUUGAGGAUGCAGUUCGGGGCUGUCCGCCCGAGUCGUGGUCCCUCGUCGGUGGUGAUUGGAACUCCCAGAUGGGCUUAUCCGAGGAUCCGUCGUCCUGCUUGGGGCGGUAUGCCACGAACGUGCAGAACCAGGCCGGGGCCGAUCUGGAGCAAUGGGCUGCUGGAAUGGGUUUCGCGUUUGUUGAUUCUCAUUUCUCUAUGCGCCACAGGGGCACGUGGCUUCGGGAACCAGAUCUUGCCACGCGCUAUGUGGAGGAGACCAACGCUGCGGCGGACAAUCUGGGGAGCAACCCGACGUGGGAGUCUCUGUCUGUCCAACUGCAGGAGACGGCUCGCAAUGUUCUUGGCGAGACUCGUCAGUUCGCAGCUCUGUCGUGGAUGGUUGGCCAUCGCGCGGAGGCGUCCCGGCAUAGGGGCACGAUCGGCGAGUGGACAACGCGGAGGAGACAAGCAGCUAACGAUUCAGAGUUGCAGUCAGCAUGGUCGGGGCUCCGCCGUGCCCGUGCUGCCUACAGACGGGACAAGCGACGGUGGCAGCGAGCAUGGCACGAUCAGCUUGCAGACGAGAUAGCUGCUGCCGAGGCCAUGGGCGACGAGAGAGCCGCCAGCGAGGGCCUCAAGCGCGCUGCUGCAACGGGCCGGCGGCGGCCCCCGCCCGUGGCGGUCGAGCAGCUGACGUCCGUUGCGGCCACGGUCGGGCAGGACAGAUACGAGCGCACAGAGGUGGAGAUCCAAGACGCCAUCGGGCGCCUCAGGGACCGCCGGGGACAUCCUCGAUUCAAGGCCGCUGCCGACCGUCUGGGCAGGCCCCUGGAGGACGCUGAGAUUUCGAGUGCUCUCAAAAGAAUCAAGGAUAAGACGCCAGGAGACGACCAGAUCCGUAUCUCGUUCAUCCGCAAAGCAGGGGGCCGCAUGCAGAAGGCGGUGUUCGACUUGGUGAGGCGCUUUUGGAAUGAUCCCGAGGGGGGCUGGGGGGAACUUGUGUGGGUCGGGGUCAUGGUGCCUCUCUUCCCGGAAAGGUCCCGGAAAGGCCUGCGGGAAGGAUUUGCGAGCGGCCCUGUCCUCUUCAAUGUGUUCCACGCGGAGUCGAUGACGACGGCCUGGGAGCUGCGCUACGAGUCGGCACAGGCCUCCGACACCCCUGUCGGCGCCCCCUGGGUGUGGCGCCCGGGCGCUCUCAAGCCGAACCACCGGGGCAAUCGGAGGCGGCUGACUGGCCUUCAGCACCUGCGAUUCGAGCACAUCUUGUUUGCAGACGACGCAACCCUCAUGCACGAAAGGGGAAGAGAGGGCCUCCGGUGGCGCGUGGCCAAAUACAACAUCAACAUGGCCGACGUCCGGGCGGAGCUCGGCGUGAGGCUAAGGGCCGGGAGCUAUGGCGCACUGUCGUCCGGGCGCACUGUGCCGGGCCUGAUGCCGCUGACGCGAGAGCCGCUACUUGGAUUCGUCAUGGACGCGUCUGGCGGCGACCUGCAGGUGACGUUCCGCAUUGUGUUGGCGCGCGGGGCCGGGGGCCUCCGGGCCUGCCGCGGCGCGGCCCGCGCGCGAGGGUCUGUAUUCGUGGACUGGUGCCCCGCGGGCUCCCCGGCUGGGAGGGGGUUCACUGCCGCCGGCGGUGGGCCGGAAGUGACCGGACAUAAAUGUUCCCAGCGGUCCUACGACGUAAUCGAGCGCUUGAUGCAGGCAUACUUGGACGACCUGAGUGGUCACGACGGUAGCCGCGGGUGGCUGCGCGAGGUGGCGAGGGCGCGGCAGAAGUUGAUGCGCGCCCUCCAGGGGAACGGGCCCCAGUGGGGCUACGGCGGCAAGGGGCGGAGUGGCAAGGGGAAGGGCGGCAAGAUGAAGGGCAAGUACCGCGGCCGCAACGAGGAGAAGGAGGCGGAGGCGGAGGCGCAGCGGAGGACAGAGGAGGAAGAGGCUGCCGAGUGGGCUUCCCUGCAGCGUCGGAGGCCAGCGCUGUUUGCCGACGAGUGGAACGUGGCCGUCUGCUCCGCGGAGGACCUCACCCGGGCCGGGGGGGUGGCAAUGGCUUGCGAGACCGGGGUCGGACAGGUCCUCGUGCGCGUCGAGCCCACCUUGCGGCCGACCGCAAUUCUGACGACGAGGCCGCUGCGCGAGCUCGGGUGCAAGGGGUACUCUUCCACGCUCGUCACCUUCAACAUGCAGGUCUUCGACGAGACGGUGGCCGAGCACAGGACGAUGGUGCGCAUCGUGGUCGACGUCGACAGGGCUGCCUUCGAGUGGGCGCCGGACACCGUCAUCGCGGCCAUGCGCGUCGCGGACGCCAUCAAGGGCUGCGCCGGGGCCACGGUGGACAUGCACGAGAUCGUGGUCAGGGGCGGCGGCUCCGCCACGGUUCGCGUCCCGUCUUCUCUCGUGGGCGAUCUCAUGCAGAAGUCGGGCCGUCAGGGAGCCUAUUCCAAGCCCGCUUUCGACGAGGUGGAGGGCGUGGCGGCCUUCGUGCUGUGGCUGGAGCCCGGGCUCUCGCACGAGGAGGCCCUGGACGUCUGCGACGCGAUGUCCAGCAUCGGCUUGCUGAGAAGAUGCUGGCCGAUUUCGUGGGAGGUGGCGGAGCUCGUGUACGCGGACAGGGACGCGGCGCAGGGGCAGGCCCUGGUCUACGCGAAGACUGCGCCGCCGGCGGCGAGAUUCCAGGUGGAGCCGAGUGCGGGCGAGCCGUGCCUGGUGUGCAUCCGUGCGGUCGGGCGCCUCAGCCAGCAGAAGAUUGAUGCGGCUGGGCUGCGCGCCUGCUCCCGCAUGGCUCCGGCGGCCUCCAGUGCUGCCUCCCGUGCAACAGCGGGGGCGAAGGGCCAGGCCCAAGGCGCGCUCCAACGGGCGCAGAGGGGCUGCUGGUUGGUCGCUGGCCUCUGGUACCUUUUACUUGUACUUGGGACUGCGUUUUCGGCGCGGUGGAGGUGCCGACAUCCUUGGCUGAAGACGGUGGAGUGGCACCGCGGCGCGUGCGCCCUCCACGGCAACAUGAAGCUGCGCUUUGUGAACGUCUCGGGCCUCAAGUCGCAAGGGCGGUGGGCGAAGAUUGCCAAUGUGACCGCGGGCGUCGUGGCCUUGACGGAGACCCAUGCUGACGAGGCUCUGCAACAGGAAUUGCGGCAUGAUGAUGAGAGGUGGUGGAUGCUUUGGGGCCGGCCUGCUACGGAGGGGACCUUCGACGGCGUCGGCAUCUUGGCGUGGCGGCAGUCUUUUCAGGCGAUUCGGGAGGUCGUUUUCGACGUGGGGAGCCCGUGCCGCAAAUGCUAUGAGGACCGGCUGAUGGCGGCGACUCUCUGGACAGGAGAUGGCAAGCAAUUCAUCAUUGUAUACGUGGUGUACGGGCCGUCGGGGGCACGCACCGACAGUGCGAAGCGAGCGUAUCUGACGAACAUGCUCGAGGCGGUGCUCGCGGACGUGGUGGCUCGAGGUCAAGUGGCCUGCUUCGUGGGGGGGGACUUCAACGCCGAGAUUUCGGACACAGCCGAUUUCCAGGAGAAGCUGCGCAAGUCCUGGUGGCAGGAGGGCUAUGACUUCUGCGCAGAGAGCCAGCUGGACAUCCCCACCUGCACCCAGGGCCGUGGUUCGCGCAUCGAUCGCGUCAUCAUGAACAUUGAUGCUUCUGCCUUGGUCAAGAAGUGCGAGAUCGACGCCACAGCUGGGCUGCCCGUGCACCGCCCGAUCGACAUGAUUAUUGAUGUGCCGCUAGCGCAGCAAACCAUCCGACGGGCACGCAGGGUGGCGCGGGUCCCUCUUCCUGGCCGGCCGCCCUCAGAGUACGUGCCUCCCCGGGACUACCCCAACCGGGCUUUUGAGCAGGCGCUGGAGGCGCGCGACAUGGAUGCUGCACUGAAGGCGUGGUGUGUCGUAGCCGAGUCUCACCUGCCGGACGUGGCGCCCAGGGGCGAGGAGCUCGCGCAGGCGCGCCGUGUUCGGGGGCGCGGCAAGAUCGCGAUCGAGGAGCGACAGGCUUUCCCGAAGGUCGUGCUUGACAGCGCCGCGUCCCGUGCCACCCGAGCCAUCCUGAAGGCCUGCGAGCGUGCCCGCGCCUCGGCGCGCAUGGGCCUUUCGUCCGUCCGGGCGGAGCGCGCACGUGCGGGAUUCCAGGCUGUGUUGUCGCACUGUCAGGAGCCUGUCGCCGACGAAGUCCGCGAGGCCAUGCGGUCGUCUUGCACGCAGACCGGGUGCGCCAGGCUCCACGAGACGUUGUUGAAUGAGCUCCAGCAGGUGCAAGUGCGCGAGAAGCGGGCUCGCAUCAAGAAUUGGGGGGAUGACUUGCGUGCCAAGCAGAGCAGAGCGUGCGAUUGGGUGAAGAAAGGGGGCCCCGCUGAGACCGGGGGCACCAUGAAGAGGCCGGGCGGCACCGCCGCCGCGAACAUCCCCGAGCAGCUGAACAUGGUCGCCGGCGCUUGGCGGCCCAUCUUCGCACGCAUCAAGCACAGGGAGCCGGCGGUGGAUACCUUCAUGGAGUACUUCGGGCCUCGCAUGCGGACGCACUCCUGGAGGACGGAGCGGAUCACAGGUGACCAGCUCGUGAAUGUUGCGGCGGAUUUGCCGAACUCCUCUGGCGGCCUGGACUCCUGGGCGGCGGAGGAGCUGAAGGUCUUGGCUCGCUGGCAUCCGCGUCUCUUCGAUCAGCUGGCAUCUGUGCUCAACGCGGUCGAGGACGGGGCCCCGCGGCCCCGCGCGGUCACGCAGGGGUGCGUUGCUUUGAUCCCGAAGGACAAGACGGAUGCGGAGCUGGCGCCGACGGCCCUCCCCAUAACGGUGCUGAGUAUCCUAUGCCGUCUGUGGGCGAAGCUCCGCUUCAACUGCGCCAUGGGCUCCUGGCAGGAGCACUGGGUGCCCGAAGGCAUUUGGGGGUGCCGCCGGUGUCGGGGAGCUGAGGGCCUCUUCCUGGGCGUGGCGCUCGACAUGGAGCAGGGCGGCCAGGGGGUGCGCGUCGGUGGCGCCAGCUGCGACUUGAAGAAGCGAUGCUUCCGCAUGCGGGGGGCCAUGGGCGCGACCUUCGAGAUCUUCGGUGGCAUCGUGCAAGGGUGCCCGCUGUCCAUGAUGGGCCUGAACGCCUUCAUCAGUUGCUGGGUCGAGGCCGUGCGCGCCAAUGUGCCCAGCGUGAUCCCGCGAGCCUACGCUGAUGACAUGUCAGCGACGAGCAAAGCGAGGAGCGGAGCGAGGCUCGUUAAGAACAUCCAGAACAUGCACGCCAUCACCCGCGAGUGCGAGAGGAGGACCGGUGGCCAGGUGUCGGCGGAGAAGAGCUUCACUCUCGGCGAUGUGUGCCUACGCCGCAGCCUGGAUGGAGUUGACGGCCACGAGCAUAUUUUCCGGCUCGUGGGAGGUCCUGUGGCAGGCCGUGCGGAGGGGGAGGCGGAGUCGUGGCCGCAGCUGGUCGAUCAGCGCAUCGCGACGUACACGGCGACGGCGCAGCGCAUGCGCAAGGCCCCAGAGGGCUUCCACGGCCGUGUCCGGAUGCUCCGGGCCACAGCCUCGCAGGUCAUGGAAUGCGCUGAGCCCCGGCCCUUCGUCGAGCAGAUGGUGCACGAGGAGCAGCUGGGUGUGAACAGGUGGUGCCAUGACCUGCGGGAUGCGUGGCGGCGGAGGCUCUGGCGCCAACUGCCGGAGUUGCGUGCCACGCACAGAGGCGCCGAGCAUGGUGUGGACCGUGAGAAGUUCACCAGCUAUCUGCGGAGGUUGCAGGCGCAGGCUGAUCGGCUUCAGCGCAAGCAGGACAGUGGAGAUUUACAGGACAUACCUUUGUCUUUCGAUGAUCCUCGGGCGAAGCUGGGCGUGCUGCGCCGUCUUAUGGCGGGAUCUCUGCUCGCGAGUGACAGGCUGGCCCGUCGCGCGGGCGCGGCGGAAGGCGUCGUGUGCUCGUGUGGCCUCGGCGGGGGGGCCGUCGUCCACGUCUCCUGGGCGUGCCCGCACCUGAGCACUUGGCGGGGGCAAGCCCUGGCUGCUUUGGGCGGGCCGUGCGCCGACCAGCCGAUGUGCUUCCAGUGCGCGACCAUCGUGCCGGAGGCCUCCAUGCUGACCGCGGAGCAGGUGGUUGAGAUCCAGAGCUCUUUGGUAGACGUGUGGCAACAUCGCAUCCACGCCUGGCACGAAGGUGGCGGGGGGGAGGAGCCCGGCCCAGGGCCUGGGCCGCCCGGCGCGGGAGGGCGGCGACGGCUGACGCAGAAAUCCGCGCCUGCCGGCGAUGUGCCGCUGCCGCCGCCUGCGCCAGGGCGAGCUGUCCAGAGGGGCGAGAGUGGUCCCCGGAGGCGAGGCGCCGGGGCGCGUGGCUCUGCCAACACGGACAACGGCCACCUCAUCCAUCUGAUCCUUGGCGGCCGCGGGGUCUUCUGCGUCAAGUGCGGCAAGCAGACCGCGGAAAUGAAGGCGAGGGGGCAGAAGAUCACGAGCAAGGCGUGUCCGCAGAAGGAUCUGCCACAAUCGCAGUGGCUCUCGCAGCCUGGCGUGCGGCGGAGCUCUGUGCGCUUGCAGAUCGUCGAGACGGAGCUUCAGAAGUGCAGCGCCGGCAAGCACCAAUUGAAGUGGAAUGGCAAGCUCGGGGAGGUGCCGUUCGCAGAGGACGAGAGCCUCAUCUGGUGCACUGUCUGUGAGCGCCGCUGGUACUGGAAGGACAGGGCGAGCAAUCUGGCGCGCGCCAAGUGCGACGGGAAUCCGAAGGCGGCGAACCGGGGGCGGCAGAAGAGCACGCAGGGCAUCCAGAAGUGGACGGCCGCGCAUGCGGACAGCCACGAACUCAUCUACGAGGCGGAGAACCUGCGCUGGAAGUGUGGUACAUGCAGUGUUCAUGGAGCCCUGGGUUUCGGGGCGCGCUUCGAGGCUGCCGUGCGCGACUGGUGCCCCAUGGGCUUCAAGUGCGGUAUCAACUGUCAGGCUCCCGCAGUGGUCCCUGGUGGCGACCUGGCCAAAGUCAUGCGUGCCUGCUGCGUGAUCAGCAACUCCACCGCCAUCGCAGAGGUCUUCUCGCGCAUCGACCACAAGUUCGACCUGAUGUACUCGAAGCGCGCGUUCGUGCACUGGUAUGUGGGCGAGGGUAUGGAGGAGGGUGAGUUCUCCGAGGCUCCCGAGGACCUGGCGGCUCUGGAGAAAGAUUACGAGGAGGUGGGUAUCGAGACCGCGGAGGGUGAGGGCGAGGAAGAGGGCUAUGGCGACGAGUUGCGCAUGUUCGAUGCUUUGUUCCACGCGCUGGCGCCAUCUUUCGAGUCCACGCGGGCAGCGAGGGCGGGUGCAGGCGCCCCCGCAGCGCCGGCCGCCUCCAGCCCGGCCACCUUCGAGUCCUACAUCUCCGGCAUGCGGGCGGCCAUCAGCAGCAUCGACCAGAUGCCAGCGGAGAGGGCGCGGGCAGCGAGGGCGGGUGCAGGCGCCCCCGCAGCGCCGGCCGCCUCCAGCCCGGCCACCUUCGAGUCCUACAUCUCCGGCGUGCGGGCGGCCGUCAGCAGCAUCGACCAGAUGCCAGCGGAGAGGGGCACCUACUACGACGAGCUGGAGCAGGCCUCGCCGGACCACCUCCGCGCCCCGCAGCAGCCCACGCUGGUGCAAGAAGAGUGGUCGGUACCGACUCUGCCUCGCGACGAUCUGGGCCCGCGGGGCGGAGUGGCGAUGGUGCCCAAGAGGCGCAUUCCGGCCACUCUUGCUCGUGUAGGCCAGACCGCCCCGUCCACGAUCUGGGUCCAGCGUUACCUCAUCCAGCUGGGGCGCGACGCGGCCAACGUCGUGAGCGUGGCCACGGAAGGCCUGCUAACCAUCCAAGAGACAGUGGCCAUGAUCAAGGCUGGUCUCAAGUUCGACUCCGAAACGGGCUGGAACAGCGAGCUCAUCACCGCACUCGUGGUGUCCGAUUUCUUGAAGAAGCUCGCAGGGGAGUGCGCCUUCUCCGACAUUGCUGUUCGGCAGGAUGGCUCCUCCACCGCCUUGGUCGCGUCCAGCAAAGUCGAGGGCCUCUUGAAGUCCAGCGGCCAGGCUGGAGUGUACUCGAAGACGCAUCCUUCCGUUGCGAGCCCAGAUUUUUCUCUCGAGGUAGCGUGGCUGCCUGCCGGCACCGCCGUCCACGAGGUCUUGCAGUUCGCCGCUGCGGAGGCCGACAGCUGGGGCGUCGCCAAGAAGGCCAGUGCCAAGUCUCCUCUCUUUGGAGCGCGUUUCCGGAACGCCGCCAAGGUCGCAGCUUUCCUGGCGAAGCACGACUUCGAGGACACCGCUGUCUUGGGGCGCCUCCGGGUGGGCGGGCUCUCCUGCGAGUCCAGCGCCGCGGGGGUCACGGCGAUGCUUCGCCAGGUCCAGUGGGAGAUCGCCGACGUUCCCUAUCUGGGGACAGGGCGCGCCAUCGUCUUGUCCAAGGCCGUCCCGCCUGGCCCUCGCAUGAAGCUCGUCAGGGCGGAUGGGGCUGACGUCCUGCCCCAGACCCGCGCGGCCGCGUCCAAGGCCGAGGAGCUCUGCAAGGCCACGGGCGUCGCCCGCCAGUCCACCGACGCAGACGGCGAAGGUUUGCAGGCAGUCUCAGUGUCCAAGCCCGCGUCGUCCUUCGAGGUGCGGGCUCAGGCCGCAAAGCAGAGCGCCAGGGCGAGCGCCAGGGCGAAGGCCGUGGUUGCGCUCGCCCAGCCCUUGACGUGGCACUGCGACGGCGUGGGGCGCAUGGUCCAGGCCGAGGCAGACGGCUGCGCAGGUGGCCGGGGGAGGUUCCAGUUCAUCUUCGGCGACGCCGUGGCUCCUGGGGCGCACUCUGGCGCUGGCAUGGUCGCGGGGCCCGACUUGGUCCACAGGGUCCGCUUGGUGCAGCCCCCUGCGGCAGCAGCGCCAUUUGUCAGAGCCGGCCGAUUGGCGCUCUACCAUCUUGUUCUUCAGGGGGGCCCUCGGCGCAAAUCCGACACCGGAGAGGGGCCAGUCUUUGUUUUCGUUCUUUACGGUGACCAGCAUGAUCCACGUGCUUGCGACGAGCUGCUAUUAGCCAUCGAGGACUGGUCUUCUGCGCUGAUGCACGCGCCCGUGCUGAUCUUUGGCGAUUUCAGCGCCAUCGUGGAGGAGUCGCGCGCCCUGCGGCGCUGGCAGCCCACUGGCAGCUUCCACGACCUGUUCCUCGAGUGCGCCCUCGCGCAGGGGGUAUUUGCCGCUCGUGACGCGCCAGUGAUCGAUCUGUGCGUGCAAUCAUUCUUGCAGCAGGUGGGCAAGCGGAGCGUGCCUCAGCCGCUGCCCGUCGGCAAGUGCCUGGUGCCCCACAGGGGCUUGGAGCAGAUCCGUUCGUUGAAACAGCAGGAGUGGGACGCCCUUGUCGCGAUCGUGGAACCUGGGCGGCCGGCCGAGGCGGGUGACAGUAAGGGGCGUGGGAAGGCUCUUUCAAAGCUGUUUGAGCUGUGGGCGCCUCGAAAGAUGCAGGCGCAUGGGCCUCAGAAGGUCGGGGCGUGGGACAACCUGCGCGACUCGCUCUGCCGCUUCUUCAUCAGUGAACGGCGUUUCCCUCAUGCUCUCCUCCCGCGAGGCAUGCCGAGUGACGCAGAGUAUGCUGCGGUCGCCGACCAGCAGACCGGCAAAUUGCAUCGCUUCACGGUCCGAGCGGAACGAAGGCAGAUGGCCCGGCGCACUCGCCGGUUCGCCUACGUGGCUGGCCAGGAUUUGGCGCCGCCUCAUUUUGUGAAUGUUGCCCCAGGGGGAGCUCCGCCGGAGUGCACUACGUCCAUUCCGGUCAUCGACGAGAAGCCUUUCCCGUUGCGCCCCAUUGCGGCUUCUGACAUACGGUCGGCCUUGGCGAAGAGCAGGGGCGGCCCAGGAGGAGAUGCCUGGACGUCCGCUCAAUUGCGGGCGGUCCCGGAGCUCUUCGACCAGCUGGCGGCGCUGUUCAUGAUGACCGAGAGGGCCUGCGUGAACCCCUCGGAGCACUUGUCUGGCGGCGUCACUUGUAUCCCUAAGUCUGGCUCCUCGGGGCAUUUCGCGGAGCUGCGACCCAUCGCUGUGCUGGCUACGCUCUGUCGCCUCCACGGCGCGCUGCGGCUCCAGACGACAUAA
This is a messenger RNA of Prorocentrum cordatum, 19326 nucleotides long. Lineage: Eukaryota; Dinophyceae; Prorocentrales; Prorocentraceae. The record is from the annotation of a GenBank genome assembly.